This is a messenger RNA of Kalmanozyma brasiliensis GHG001, 2649 nucleotides long. RefSeq lists its product as uncharacterized. The coding region runs from base 1 to 2649 and encodes 882 amino acids. The transcript has a single exon. Lineage: Eukaryota; Fungi; Basidiomycota; Ustilaginomycetes; Ustilaginales. The record is from RefSeq and is a predicted model, not a curated record.
AUGGACCCACCACCGCAACCCUCGACGCUUCCUGCAGAGAUCUCGACGGAUGCUCCGUCUGUGGUGCCAAUCUCUGAAGCAGCACCCCUAGCCGCCGAAGCUUCCCAGCCUCUCACUUCUGUAGCAUCAGCAGACGAGGAGUCCGUACCAGCCCAGCCGCAAAGCUCGGCAGAAACGACAGACGCUGCUGUCAUCGGCUCGAUAGAGGCAGGAACAGCACCCGCAGACCCUGUCCUUCCGCAGUUGCCGCCGGCAACCUCAGAGCUUCUCGCACCUGCAGGGGAGGAAUCGACUCAAGUUCCGAUUGGCGGGCUCGACUCCACAUCAGAAGGGACUCAAGACGGGACCGCGGCGACCUUACAAAGCACCUCAGGGGACCAAACCGUUCCAGUGGUCCCAUCUACCGAAGAUGAUGCCGCGCUUCCUCAGGAGACGACAGAGUCCGCUGAGGCACAGGUAAGCGCGGACACAGCUCAAGAUACUGCAUCAGCACCGAUCAUCUCCAGCAUCGAACAGCCUUCCUCGAUAGAGCCAACGACCGCCGCAAUUUCUGCGCCAGAGCUUGAUUCUACGACAGUAGCGCCGGCUGCUCCACCAUCGUCCGAAGAUGCGCCUCCAGCGAGCGCUUCAGAGCCUCAAUCGGCGCAAUCAAACCAGUCUGCAGAUGCUUCAGCCUCAGAACAAGCUGCGAUCGCGCCAGCUGUCAAUCCUUCAACUGAAGGAGCAUCUGCGCAAGCCGUCGCAGGAGCAGAAGCAGCGGCGAUGGCACCGGCGACUGAAGCCACAUCUGCAUCAAGCAACACGGCAGCGAUCGAGCCUGUCGCUCAAGAGGCUGCCGUCGACGAGCCAGCUCAAUCUGUGGCUCCAGACAUUGCUUCUCAGUCGCAGGCCGAUGAGUCCGCAGUUGCGACAGCACAAGAUGUAGCAGCCUCGACCAUCGCAGAAGCGGAAGCAGUUAAAAGCGGCUCGACCGCCACUGCUGCGGUAGAGUCGAAGGAUACGGAAGCAAAGACAGACGACAAACCUGCUGCAGCGACGUCAUCCAGCGAUGACGUCGCUCUGGUGCCCGCGAUAGAGACCAUCGCUGCAUCAGAAGCUGCACCGACUUCGAUGCCCGCGACGCCCGAGAAGAGAGCGCCGAUCGACGCAACAUCCGCAGCACAACCGGCCACAUCGCAGCCCUCCACGCCAGCUCGCGAGGGCAGAGUCGCGCUCAUCUUGCGCAUCAACAAGGAGCUCAUCCGAUUCUGUGUUGACUUGCAAGCCAAGGAGCUCACAACGGAUCAAGUCUACCGCGAAGCUGCCGUGCGUCUGCAGGCCAACCUGGCCUAUCUGGCAAGCGUCGCCGACAAGGCCGGCAAGAGCGUGGAUCCUGGUGCGCGGUCAGCGCCAAGUGGAGCCUUGCCGCGACUGGAGCCGUUCCCGCGAAGCGAGCAUGCGCCUUCGUCGCCUCUGCCAGCUCUGUAUGACAAGCUCAUCGCCAUCUUCGGUGCGGCCGGUCAGGCGGAUUCGCCGGUAGCAGACGGCAAGAAGAGGUCGCGGGACUCGACGGCGGAUCCAAGUGGUGAAAGCCCGCAGAAGCGGACAGCGACCAAAGGCGUUGAGCGACCGCAGGACGUCUCGGCUGCUGGGACGCCAUCGUCCUCUACGAGUCAGCCGCAGCCGAUCGUGAGUGCGACGGCUUCAACUCAGCCCGCAGACGCGACAUCGACGCCAGCACCGGCACAACCGCAGCAGCCAGCACCAGCACCACAAGCAGCUUCGCAGCAGCCGCAACAACCGUCACAAGGUCCUGACUUGUCCUUGGCGCCUCCUGUGCCGAUCGCCCCGCCAACCGCCGCUCAGAACAUUCCCAACAACCCGCAAGCGCAAGCCCUCAUGCAAGCCUUUGGUCCCAAUGCACUCGUCAACCUGCACGCCCUUCAGUCACACCUGCGUGGGCAAGGAACACACCCUUGGGUUGCGUACAUGGAAGCCAAUCUCAACGGCUUCAAGGCGAUGCCAUUGCAAGUGCAGCUCCAGCACAUGACGACAUUACAGAACGCCGCCUUGCAGCGGCAGAAGGCCAUGCAGGCUGGUGGAGACUCCAGCGCGGCGACUGGCAGUCCGGCUGCGAUGCCAAAUGGUGGUAUCGGUAGUACUUCCAGCCCAGCUGGGACGCGACCAGGCAGUCGACACUCGAACAGCCCAAGUCAGGCGCAGUCGAGUCCGACUGCGGCCCAAUUCGGUGGCAACGCACCCGGCCGAACAGGAACGCCCCUCGGCGGACCAGCAGCGAUGCAGAAGCGACCAGGCAGCUCCGGUUCCGUCGGCAGCGCCGGACGCAAUCGCACCGGGUCGUCCAAUCUCGCUUUCGACCCGUCGCAGCUGCAAUCCGCUCCCAGCCCUGCCAAUGUGGCCUCUGCCACGGACUUCUCCGCGCAGCAGCCCAACUUUGGAUUCCAACCGCCUGGGUUGCAGCAGGGAUCGCCCGCAGCGGGUGCCUCGCCCGGACAGCAACCUCCGCAGCCCCAGCCCGGCAUGAUGGGCAUGCCCAACUUCCAAAACCUGCCGCCGCACCUGCAGCAGCAGAUCCGACAGCAGUACAUGGCGCACAUGCAGGCUCAGGCGGCGCAAGGCCAGCAACCGCCAGGCUUCAAUCGGCCAUGA